AUGAGAGGAUCACGACCCUCCCUAGCCUCAGUGGCUAUGGGUUGGGACAGGGUUCCAUGCAGACUAAACAGCAGAGGGGUGCUCCUUUGGGACUUCUUUCACCAUAACAUGUGGUAUGUUGUGAAAUGGUCUGAGGAAGAAAAAGAAAAAGCCAGACGAAUACACAUUCUAUUAGAAGAGCAAGGCAAAUAUGACAUAGACGCCUGUAAAUACUGAGACAGGUUUUAUGAGAUGCACCAGGACAAGUUCUUUAAAGAUCGCAAGUGGCUGUUCUUGGAGUUCCGAGAGCUUCUUUCUUUAGGGCCAGAGAGCAGUGCUACUGAGGAAAGACAGUGUGGGCUGCGGGCCCCAUGCCCAGAGCCUGGUGUGUCCUGCAGGGACACAGAGAUGGGGCAGCAUGCAUCCACUCACCAGCACAUAGAUCCACAGACAAGUGAUUGCCAACAGUCCUGUAACCAAGAUGGGAGUGACACUGCAGUGGCUGCAAGGCAGACCAGCUCUUUCCCAGGCGAACAUGCAACUUUCAGGAUCUUAGAAUGUCAUUUGUCAUAUGUUGUAUGUGGGGCUGGUAACAGUGUGUUUCCUAUUGUCAGCUCUAUUAAGUACAACAUUAUACAUAUUUUAUCCAGUCUAAAUUACGUAUUUUAUACACUCUGAUCAGAAAAAUGUAUUGAUGCAUGAUGUCAAACUGAGUCUGUGGGGUUAAAUGGUUGUCUUUUCUUACUCAUUUACGAAUAAGUUUGUCUUUGUUGUUGGCAAAUGUUUUGAUAUUGCAGACCACCUGUGCUAAAGCAUGAUGUCAUCUUACAUAGAAUAUUUUGUCCAGAGGGCUUGGCAAGCCUAGGGGAGGAAAAUAAUGAGGAUGAAGUGUUUAACCUUGACCUGCAUGCAUAAUCCUAUGAAUGACUCUUGAAUUAUAUGGAGUGUAUGUAAUCUGAUAGCAAAUAUAUUAGUCCCUCAGUCUAUCUGCCUGGUGUGUGA
Oncorhynchus masou masou (cherry salmon) is the source of this 981-nucleotide messenger RNA. It is a transcript of the gene mettl8, whose product is annotated as methyltransferase 8, methylcytidine. NCBI's taxonomy places the organism in Eukaryota, Metazoa, Chordata, Actinopteri, Salmoniformes, Salmonidae. Gene Ontology annotation, molecular function: tRNA (cytidine-N3)-methyltransferase activity. The record is from RefSeq and is a predicted model, not a curated record.